GCUCUCUGUUUGCAGAUGUAUGAUAAGCCAAGUAGCGAGCUAUAAUAACUGUACUGAACUUCCAAACUCUGGAAGGACCCUUGCCUAGGCAUUGGCUCAGUCCUUGAAUGACGACUGCUUGCAUUCUGAAAUAGAUAAAAUGGCGGCAGCAGUUCCACACAUGAAAAUUGAUCCACAGAAUCUGCAGAUUCAGACACGUACUGUGGAAAAGUUGCUGGAACCCCUCAUCAUUCAGGUUACCACUUUAGUGAAUUGCCCCCAGAAUCCAUCCAACAAGAAAAAAGGUUGUUCUAAAAGAGCCCGUGUUAUCCUUGCUUCUGUGGAAGAGGCUACCUGGAACUUACUGGACAAAGGGGAGAAAAUUGCUAAGGAGGCCCCCUUUUUUGUGGAGGAACUUAAUGCUGCGCUUCGUGAUGUUCGCAGAGAAAGUGAAGCUUUAAGGAUAACAGCAAAAAAAUUCACAGAUGAUCCUUGUUAUCUGCCUAAAAGGGAAGCAGUUGUCCAAGUUGCACGAGCGCUUUUGGCUGCUGUUACAAGACUUCUUAUUCUGGCUGAUAUGAUUGAUGUCUCGUACCUGUUGCAGCAUCUAACCAUGGUUCAAAGAACAUUUGCGUCUCUUCAGAACAUAUCUAGCAAAUCUGAGCUACAGAAAACAUAUACCAAUCUGCAGAAAGAGUUGAAAAAGUUGGAUCAUUUGGCAUACAAGCGACAACAGGAUUUAAAAUCUACCAGUCACCGAGAUGACAUUGCCGCAGCACGUGCUUCUCUGAAGAAAAAUUCGCCUCUUCUGCUCUCCAUUUGCUCGGCUUGUUUGGAACAUUCCGACAUUGCAUCUCUUGUUGCCAGCAAGGACUCAGUGUGUAAUGAAAUACAGAAUGCCCUUGAUGCUAUUUCUAAAGCUUCCCAAGGAAUUGGAAAUGAAAAGGUGCAGCCCAUCUCACAGUCGGCUACUCUUGGAAGUGCCCUUGAUGAACUUGAGAACUUAGUUACCUUGGAUCAUCUUCCUGUGAAUGAAGACAAAAUUAGGCCAUCACUGGAGAAGCGUUUAGAAGGAAUUAUCAGUGGAGCUGCCUUAUUAGCAGAUUCCUCCUGCACACGUGAUGUUCAUCGUGAACGUAUCAUCACUGAGUGCAAUGCCAUUCGACAAGCGCUCCAAGAUCUUCUUUCCGAAUACAUGAAUAAUGCUGACAAGAAAGAAAAGAGCAAUGCCUUGAAUAUUGCAAUAGAUAAUAUGUGCAAGAAGACAAGAGACCUCCGCAGGCAGCUUCGCAAAGCUAUCAUUGAUCAUAUCUCCGACUCCUUCUUGGAUACUACUGUUCCACUUCUAGUGCUCACUGAAGCAGCUAAAAAUGGAAGAGAAAAGGAAAUAAAGGAAUAUGCAGCUAUAUUUAAAGAGCACACAUGCAGACUUAUUGAGGUGGCUAAUCUUGCUUGUUCAGUAUCAACAAAUGAAGAAGGAAUUAAAAUUGUCCAAAUGGCAGCCAGCCACAUGGAGACUUUGUGCCCUCAGGUUAUCAAUGCUGCCUUAGCUCUUGCGGCCAGACCCAAAAGCCAGGUGGUGAAAAGCAACAUGGAGAUGUAUAAAAACACAUGGGAGAAUCACAUACGUGUGCUCACUGAAGCUGUGGAUGACAUUACAAGCAUUGAUGACUUUCUUGCUGUAUCAGAAAGUCAUAUCCUUGAGGAUGUCAACAGAUGCAUCAUUGCAUUGAGAGAACAGGAUGCCGAUGAUUUAGAUCGCGCUGCUGGUGCCAUCCGAGGGCGUGCAGCAAGAGUGGCACACAUUGUUUCUGGAGAGAUGGACAAUUAUGAGAUCGGGACUUACACUGAAGGAGUGAUGAGAAGCGUGCGACAUCUUACAAAUACGGAAUCAGCACCCCAGAAGAGGAGCAAAUGUAGUUCUACUGGAUUCAAAGGUCUCUCCUCUCUUACCCAUCAAGUGAUGCCAGAGUUUAUUACUCAAGUCAACACGGCCCUGGAAAAUUUAAGCAGGAAUACGAUGCAUCUGUUUGAUGACAAUCAGUUUGUUGAUAUCUCUAAGAAGGUCUAUGACACAAUUCAUGACAUUAGAUGUUCGGUUAUGAUGAUUCGGACACCAGAAGAAUUAGAAGAUGUGUCAGAUUUUGAAGAUGACCACGAUGUGCGCAGCCACACCAGUAAUCAGACCGAAGGGAAAACUGACAGGGCAAAGAUGACUCAGUUGCCAGAGGCUGAGAAAGAAAAAAUAGCUGAACAAGUGGCUGACUUUAAGAAAGUCAAGAGUAAGCUGGACGAGGAGAUUGAAAUCUGGGAUGAUACCAGCAAUGACAUCAUUGUUCUGGCGAAGCAGAUGUGUGUGAUUAUGAUGGAGAUGACAGACUUCACAAGGGGUAGAGGUCCAUUGAAGAAUACAUCAGAUGUGAUUAAUGCAGCAAAAAUGAUCUCAGAGUCUGGAUCAAAGAUGGAUAUGCUUGCUAGGCUCAUUUCUAACCAGUGUCCAGAUCUGUCGUGCAAGCAAGACUUGCUGGCUUACCUGGAACAGAUCAAAUUGUAUUCCCACCAGCUCAAAAUCUGCAGUCAAGUUAAAGCUGAAAUCCAGAAUUUAGGUGGAGAGCUCAUCAUGUCAGCGGUAAGUGCAAAUUGUUCAGUGGACAUUUCAUUAUUGCAGUAUCUUCUAGUUACAGGCUGUUCUCCAAUCAGGCAAGAUGUCAGAUUCAUGAGAAGAAUGCAUUCAUCAUUUGUAGGUGCAGCAGUUUGUACCCCGCCCUCACGUUUGAACUUCAUAGUGGGAGGGAAUGCUAAUUUUUUAAUCUAGGUGCCUAUUAAAUCAUAUUUUCCUAUUUCAUUCAUUUUCUUUGGUCAAAAAGGCUGAGAUGUACUGUCAUGAAGAUUUUAGUUUUAAUUUAAGAAUCAUACCUCCAACAGGGGGGAAUGCGGAUAUGCAAAACUGUUUUGCAGAAAGUAUUUAUUUAUUUAAAACUUUUCUACCGUGUUUCCCCAAAAAUAAGACUGGGUCUUAUAUUAUUUUUUGGUCCAAAAUUCGCACUAGCGCUUAUUUUCAGGUGGUCUUAUUUUUUCAUGUACAACAAUCUACAUGUAUUCAUUU
Varanus komodoensis (Komodo dragon) is the source of this 3085-nucleotide messenger RNA. RefSeq names its product catenin alpha 3 (gene CTNNA3). Gene Ontology annotation, cellular component: fascia adherens; adherens junction. Lineage: Eukaryota; Metazoa; Chordata; Lepidosauria; Squamata; Varanidae. Gene Ontology annotation, biological process: cell-cell adhesion; cell migration. Bases 140 to 2794 code for a protein of 884 amino acids. The transcript is spliced from 18 exons. Gene Ontology annotation, molecular function: actin filament binding; cadherin binding; beta-catenin binding. The record is from RefSeq and is a predicted model, not a curated record.